AUGCAUAAUCUUGGCACCGGGGAGUGCAGGUAUUCCGCCGUGAACUACCGUUUGGAGAAUACCCAGCCACGGAGGCCGACUUCUUUACUCCCGUGCGCAUCAAGUGCAGUUCGCAUGGAAGAACACGGAAAUUUGCGAGAAAGUACAAGGUCCAGUUCUUCUCUUUCACACAGGAAAUCGUAUUUUCGUGGGGAUAAGAAAGAUGCAGAAUACGUUCGAAUCUGUAACCGCAAAAGUCGAAUAAGUGGGCGAUACACAGCAUCUUCUGCGAGCCUUUCUUCUCAGGAGUGCUCAGAAAUGGGUGUAUCAAGUGGCUUGACAGAGAGGAGUCUUCUAGUAUCCAUCAGCACCAUUCAGGGUAAUAUCCGAGUGCGUCUGACAGUGCGGCUUAACGCUGAUAUAUCGAAACAUUUCUCAACAGCCUUGCCCGCUUUUAGCGAGUUUUACCCUCGU
Molecule: messenger RNA, 453 nt
Organism: Heterotrigona itama
Lineage: Eukaryota; Metazoa; Arthropoda; Insecta; Hymenoptera; Apidae
Source: the annotation of a GenBank genome assembly